Molecule: messenger RNA, 1028 nt
Organism: Thamnophis elegans (Western terrestrial garter snake)
Lineage: Eukaryota; Metazoa; Chordata; Lepidosauria; Squamata; Natricidae
Product: proepiregulin-like
Exons: 5
Coding region: 95-592 (165 amino acids)
Biological process (GO): positive regulation of cell population proliferation; epidermal growth factor receptor signaling pathway; positive regulation of mitotic nuclear division
Source: RefSeq, a predicted model, not a curated record
CCUUCGACGGCCAACAGAAACCAGGCGGCAAUUCUUUACUUCGCGUAAAAAACUGCCCGCCAUCAAAGACAGCCUGCUCUGUGACAGUGGACAAAUGGCUAGUUGCAGCUCUCAGAGCCUCGGAGGCGCCCUGCUCUUCUUAGGAUGGCACCUAGUUCAAACAACUCUUAGUACAACAGUAAUUCCAUUAUGUGGCAUCAAUAAGACUGAAAACUGUGUAACUACUGUAGGAACUGCUGUACCUAUAACUCAGGUGGCAAGAGAGUCGGAAUGCAAGCCAGAAUGGCAAAGUUACUGUUUCAAUGGAAUUUGCAGAUACUCAGAGACUUUGGACCGAUAUUAUUGCAGGUGUAAGGAAGGCUGGAUUGGUGAACGAUGUAGCCAUUCAAAUCUGAAUCCGGUCAUAAAACCCCUGAGCAAUGAAUACUUGGCAUUUACUAUCCUUGUGUGUCUAUUUUUCUUCAGUGCAAUUUUAUUAUCAAUAUACUUUUACCGAAGGUAUCUAAAGAAGAAGGAGAGACUUGCUACAAACAAAAACUAUAAAGAGGUUGCUACAGAUAGUGAAAAAGAACAUAAUCUUCUUCAUGUGUGAAAUAAAGAUUCAUUCAGAAUCCAUUUAUUUAAUAAUAUAAACACAAAUAUUUUAUUAAUAUUUAUAAGUGAAAGAAUUUCAAAGUUUUGAUCAGAGAAGAAUAUAUGUAGAAGCACUAUUUUUAUAAAUAUCAUUUAUAUUUGUAUUUUAUUUUUUAUUCAAUGCUAUGUCUGUGGAAUGUUUUCAUAAUGUAAUUCAGUGAUGUCUUGCAUUCAUACCUGUGAACUGUUACAUGUGAAUUCAUGUAAAAUUUAUUUUGUCAUGGUUAUAUUUAAUGCACAACAAAAUAUUAAAUAUUGCUGUUUGUUCACUGGAAGAAAGGUUUUAAUUGGAAAAGAUUAGAAGGAAUCUUCAUUGGUUAUAAAGAUGAAAUCUUACUAAUCAUUCUAAUUAACUGUUUCCUUAGAAAUAAGAACAGAAAAUGUCAUAUUGUAAA